This is a messenger RNA of Pyrenophora tritici-repentis Pt-1C-BFP, 939 nucleotides long. Its product is annotated as MhpC, hydrolase or acyltransferase (alpha-beta hydrolase superfamily). NCBI's taxonomy places the organism in Eukaryota, Fungi, Ascomycota, Dothideomycetes, Pleosporales, Pleosporaceae. The record is from RefSeq and is a predicted model, not a curated record.
AUGUAUCAAGAAAAUGAAAGCAUGCAACUGGAAGACGGCCGUACUCUUUCAUACGCGAUAUAUGGCAGUCCCAUGCCGCGGCAGACAAUCGUCUACCUCCACGGCUUCCCCUCGUCACGGUACGAAGGCAAGCUAUGGCACUCGAGCUGCGCGACCCGCAACGUCCGCCUCAUUGCGCCCGACCGACCAGGCAGCGGGCUCUCCGGUUUCCAAGUCAAGCGCCGCAUUCUCGACUUCCCCAGCGACGUGCUGGCGCUGACGGAGCAUCUCAAAAUCCACCAAUUCUACAUCCUCGGCCUAUCCGGAGGCGCGCCCUACGUGCUGGCGUGCGUGAAGAAGAUUGCCAAGGACCGUCUUCUGGGUGCGACUGUGGUCAGCGGACUGUACCCAGCUGAAUUCGGCAGCGCGCGCACAAUGUUGUCAUCGCGCAUCAUCCUGUGGGUUGCGCCGUGGACGCCGGGCUUGACGGCGACAUUACUAGAUAGCAUGAUGGGCAAAGCAAGUCGUGAUAACGACCCCAAACUUCUCGAAGCAAUCAUGUCGCGGGAAAUUGACGAUGGACACCCUGGCGACCAGAAGGUUAUAAAGGGCCCACAGAAUUGGCCCACUUUUGUAGCCAUGACCAGGGAAUCAUUCCAACAGGGCAGCGAAGGCGCGAGCUGGGAGGCCAAACUGCAUGGUAGCGACUGGGGCUUUAGUCUUGCGCAGUUGAGCGUUGGGGAUCAGGGUGUUCCACUUACGUUGUGGCAUGGCUUGGAUGAUAGGAAUUGUCCGGCGACCAUGGCGCAACAGGCCAAAGACUUUAUGCCAGGAAGUGUGCUGCGCUUGAAGGAAGGAGAGGGCCAUGUAAGCUUCAUUUUCCGCGAUGCUCAGGAAAUUCUGGAUGAUUUGCUUGGUCAAGCAGAAAUUGAAGAGUACAUUAUACCUGCUAUUUUGUAG